AUGAUGAAUGCACAUGGGAACCUUUGCCAAGAACAGGCCCUCGAUGCACGUGGAGAAGCAAUCAUGGUUGGUCUAGAAUAUAUGAGAUCCUUUCCUAUGAACUCGAUCAACCUCUCCUUACCCCCUGAGAGUCAUGUGACUUGUUUCAGUAUUGAUCAAGUGAGUAGUGGACAUUUCAAGUUUAAUCCUCAUGAAGAAGACAAAGUCAUUCAGGUUUCCCAAGCAAGAGGUGCUUACUUUCAAGCUCACUGUUUGAAGAAAGUAAACAACUCGUUAGAUGGGGACAAAGAGGUUUUACCCAGAGAUGAAUUUUAUCAGGCUAUGCACAAGAUGCUUCGUGAACAAAUUGCAUGGGAGAGAAAUUUUAGGUUUCAUGGUCGAGCUACCUUCCAACCAUUCGUAAUGGAAUGGACAGAAACUAUCUUGCACAAUUUUGGAGAUAUUUUGCACCAAGCUGGUAUUUUUGGUGCAGUGGUCGUUUCUCGUUACUCUUAUGAUUGUUGCUCUAAUGUAUGGAGAGUAUUUUGCAAGUUAUGGGGGCCUCUAUCCAACACUUUGCAUCACAGAAAUGGUGAAAUGAGCAUUUCUUCAUACGACUUGAAAGUUAUUGGCGGGUUACCGAUUUUGGGUCUCCCGUAUGACAAGUUCAUCCCUUUAAACGAAGAAUUGUACUAUGAAGAUUUGUAUCCUUCGAGUGUUGGUGAACUUCUGAGAAUCCAUGCAUAA
Messenger RNA from Prunus armeniaca (apricot), 726 nucleotides. NCBI's taxonomy places the organism in Eukaryota, Viridiplantae, Streptophyta, Magnoliopsida, Rosales, Rosaceae. The record is from the annotation of a GenBank genome assembly.